ACUUACCCGUCUCAAAACACACACUUUAUACCCAUACCAAUACAGCACAAAAUGGGUGUUGGACGGCGUAUGAAAAAGCAGGGCGCUCCUGCUGCCCUAGGCGAGGCCCAUUUUGCCGCUCUGAAAAAACGCAAAGCCGGCGGCGAAGUUACUUUUGACGAUGAAGGAAAGGCUCCUAAACAGGACAAGAAGCGCAAGACAACAACACAGGAGAAGGAGAAGCCGGCAAAGAAGCAGGUCAAGGAGACUGUCAAGGAAAAGCCAAAUGGUAUUGAGGUCAAUGCCGUGACGAAAAAGCCCAAUGGCAAAGUCGCGGCCAAGGCCAAGGUUGAGGCUGCCGCUCCUGCCACCAAGAAGCCAUCCAAGAAAGCGCCCAUCCCAAUGGACGACGAUGAGGAAGAUGAAUCUGAUAUUCCCGACGACGAAUUUGAGGAUCUCGACGAUCUGGAGGAUGAGGACGGUGAUGAGCCCAUGGGCGACGAUUUUAUGGGCGAGUCUGACGAGGGGUCCGAAGUCUACGAUUCGGACGAGGCUCACGAAAAAGCCAUGUUCUCAGAAGAUGAAGAUGUCUCAGACGCCGAGGAGCGCUUGACCGCUGCCAACAUUGCAGGUUUGUCGCGCAAACUCGACGAACAAAAGGCUAUUGAAGACGCGGAGGCGCAGGCCGAACUCGAGGAGGCUGCGCUACAAACCAACAUUGCCGGCGACAGGCCCAAGGUUCUCCCCGGUGAAGAUGACGAAGAAGUCGACCAGAGCACCCUUCUCGCUCCCGACCUUCAACUUCUUCGGACCCGUAUCACCGACAAUGUUCGCGUACUCGAUGACUUCCACAAUUUGGCUGAAGAGGGUCGCUCGCGAGCGGAAUACGUUGCUCAGCUGCUCAAAGACAUUUGCGCGUACUACGGCUACAGUCCUUACCUUGCUGAGAAGCUCUUUAAUCUCUUCCCCCCGCGCGAAGCAUUCGCCUUCUUCGAAGCCAACGAAACGUCUCGACCGAUUGUCAUUCGUACCAACACUCUCCGCACCCACCGUCGUGAACUCGCCCAGACCCUCAUCAACCGUGGCGUGACUCUCGAGCCUGUUGGCAAGUGGUCCAAGGUCGGUCUGCAAGUAUUUGAAAGUCAAGUUCCGCUCGGUGCCACCCCCGAGUACUUGGCGGGCCACUACAUUUUGCAAGCCGCAUCAUCAUUCCUCCCCGUCAUGGCGCUCGCGCCGCAAGAACACGAGCGUGUUCUCGAUAUGGCCUCUGCCCCUGGUGGUAAGACGACACACAUGUCUGCAUUGAUGAAGAACACCGGUGUUAUUUUCGCCAAUGAUAGCAACAAGUCCCGUUCCAAGGGUCUGAUCGGUAACAUUCACCGCUUGGGCUGCAAGAACACCAUUGUCUGCAACUACGACGCGCGCGAGUUCCCGAAAGUCAUGGGCGGUUUCGAUCGCGUUUUGCUCGAUGCCCCCUGCUCAGGAACAGGCGUUAUUGCCAAAGACGCCAGCAUCAAGACCAACAAGUCUGAGCGCGACUUUAUGCAGCUCCCUCACCUGCAGAAGCAGCUGAUCCUGUGCGCCAUCGACUCUGUCGACCACGCCAGCAAGACUGGCGGUUACCUCGUCUACUCCACAUGCAGUGUCACUGUGGAGGAGAACGAGGCUGUCGUGCAGUACGCCCUGCAGAAGCGACCCAACGUCAAGCUCGUCGAGACGGGUCUCACUUUCGGCGUGCCCGGUUUUACAGCCUACAUGGGCAAGAAGUUUGACUCCAAGCUCAAAAUGACCCGCCGCUUCUACCCUCACGCCUACAACGUCGAUGGCUUCUUUGUUGCUAAAUUCAAGAAGACUGGUCCCUCGACCAAUACGACCACAAAGGACAAGCCUGACACACAGGCUGUUCAGAACGGUGAGGAGAUGGAUGUCGAUAACAAGACGCCCAUCAUGACCGAGGACGAGGAAGAACGGGCCGCCGCCGGUGGCGCCGACUUUGGUGGCUUCGACGAGAACGAAGACGAAGCAUAUAUUGAGAAAGCCACCCGCCGACGACUCCGCAAGAAGGGUCUCGAUCCCAAGGGAGUCCUGAACAAGCCCAAGGCUGACAAGCAAGAGAAGUCGGAUGAGACUAAUGGCGCUGCCUCAAAGGAGACGACAGCCGAGUCUUCGCCAAAGCCUGCGGCCAAGUCAGACAAGGCGGAUAAGAAGCAAGCUAAACAGCAAAAGUCCGAGGCAAAGACUCAGCCUGAAACGGAAAAGAAGGCCCAGGCCGAGAUCAAGUCUGCCUCGAAGCCUGAAAAGGGCGAGAAAGUCGUCUCCCAGCAACGCUCAAAGACCGUCACAACAGAUGCCCCUACCGCUGUCGCAAAGGCCAAGUCGAAGGCCAAGAGCAAGACCAAGACCAAGGCUUAAGUUUGUUUUAACUUUUUUUUCGUCGUCGUAUUCGUCAUGGAAGUGAAGUCUAGUAUUUUCGUGUCUCUUCCAGCGGAUCAGUGAUUCAGUGCACUCGCCGCAUUACACGUCCUUGGCAUUUUAUCAUGGGGUCGUAUAUAUUCCGGUUUAUCUUCUCCUUUUCUCAUCGCCAUACAGCCAUGUCAUCCACUUUCCCUUUUCUCAAUGGUGGACAUUAUUAGCUGGGACUUCUAUUCGGGACCUGGUUUCCUCUUUUCCUUUGUGUACAGUACGGUCUAAAAGUAUUCCACAUGUUUCUCUUUUCUUCCCUUUUUCCCUUUUUUCUUAUUUAAUUUUAUUUUAUUGUGUCGUAUUUAGAUAUGGAC
Xylona heveae TC161 is the source of this 2756-nucleotide messenger RNA. RefSeq names its product NOL1/NOP2/sun family putative RNA met. The transcript has a single exon. Gene Ontology annotation, cellular component: nucleolus. Gene Ontology annotation, biological process: rRNA base methylation; maturation of LSU-rRNA. The coding region runs from base 52 to 2391 and encodes 779 amino acids. Gene Ontology annotation, molecular function: rRNA (cytosine-C5-)-methyltransferase activity; RNA binding. NCBI's taxonomy places the organism in Eukaryota, Fungi, Ascomycota, Xylonomycetes, Xylonales, Xylonaceae. The record is from RefSeq and is a predicted model, not a curated record.